Molecule: messenger RNA, 4262 nt
Organism: Ahaetulla prasina
Lineage: Eukaryota; Metazoa; Chordata; Lepidosauria; Squamata; Colubridae
Gene: YPEL2
Product: yippee like 2
Exons: 5
Coding region: 332-691 (119 amino acids)
Source: RefSeq, a predicted model, not a curated record
GCAGACAAAGUAGGGGUUGCUCGAAGGAGGGUGGGUGUCGGAGACAGCUGCGGAGCUGGAGGAGGCUGGCGCUCUCCGGGGCACCGUCCGCCGUCUACCUUCCGCGGGCGGCUGCAGACGGUCCCGCGCUGGGCAGGUUAACGUGGGUCAGUUGGUUCCCGUGCCCGGUUUUGUUAUCCGGAAGUCAUCACCAGUGUGUGGAGUCUGCGCCACACCUGCCCCCUGCCGAAUCACGGCCUUCACCUGCGUGCUCCAGUGUUUCCCCUGCGACCCGUCGUGUAGGAGGACCUCCUGGGCCACCUCCGAGUUCACGCAGCAUUCGGUGGCGCCAAUGGUGAAGAUGACCCGGUCCAAGACAUUCCAAGCGUACCUGCCUUCAUGCCACCGCACAUACAGCUGCAUCCAUUGCAGGGCUCACCUGGCCAACCACGAUGAACUAAUUUCAAAGUCUUUCCAAGGAAGUCAAGGGCGAGCCUAUCUCUUCAAUUCAGUAGUCAACGUGGGCUGCGGUCCUGCAGAGGAGCGAAUUCUGCUAACGGGACUUCACGCCGUAGCUGAUAUUUACUGUGAAAAUUGCAAAACCACACUUGGUUGGAAAUAUGAACACGCCUUUGAGAGCAGUCAGAAAUAUAAAGAAGGCAAAUACAUCAUCGAAUUAGCUCACAUGAUCAAAGAUAACGGCUGGGAUUGAACCGCCGGGCGGAGAGAAUGACGACUGAUCCACGCGAGCGUUCACUCUUCCGACUGGACAUUUAUCUCCGAGAACGAGCAAGCGAUUGGCACUUGCUGGGUUCCACGCAUUCGGGGGCUUCGUUGUCGUCCUGAGGCACGCUUCCUCGCACCCCCCCACCACCCCACAUCGCUGCCAUCCUGAAUCGGCGACCGGCCGCUCCCCCCUGCCCUCCGUCACUUUGCUUUUCGUAUCCGUUUGUGAGUCCAACCUCGAGUUAGCGGUCUUCUAGUCUUCCUCUUUCACCGUUCUGGCAUUGUGUUGCGUUGUGUUGUUUCUCCUUUUUUUUUUCUGUGUUUUUUUUUUAACAACGACAAAAAUCAAGGAAUGAACCCAAUGCCAAACUGUUACACAACUUACGUCUCAGUAGAAACUGAUGGUUGCCUUUUUUUUGGGGUGGGGGGGUUCUAAAGCCAAGGUUUAUGACUCCUGGGGGGGGUUGGGAAAAUUAAUGUGGGACGAACGAGAGGGAAUGAGUAAGGUUUCACUCGACCCCUUUGUCCUUUUAAAAUCCUGACAAACCAUGGCUUGAAACUCGUGGACUGUAAAAAAAUAAUAAUAAUAUAUAUACCUCAUGCCUGUCUUUUUCUCUUGCGUCUCAAAAAGGUGUAGGCCUCCAUAAUUUUAGGCUAGCUGAUUCUAGUAUUCUCCAACCAGCUACUUUCUCACCUUGGUCCCUGGAGGUGGUUUCUCUUGGAUCUUGUCUUUUUUGCUGAGCUCGCUGAAAGGAAAGAGGAAAACUGUGAUUGAAAAGGGAUGUUUUUAAAUGGUUUCUAGAGAAUUAGCCCACCCCAAAACCCUGCAGAGAUAAGCCUGUUUAUCUGGGGGGUUCGGGGUCUUUUUGUUUUUUUGUUUUUUGGAUUGUAAUCUAGCAUCAUACAAUUGAGGUCCCUCAAGGAUGCGUGGAUUGUGUCGAAAGCGAAAAAGGGAGAUGCAAGGAGAACGUAAAGAUGGAGGCAGAAGAAGUCACGCUCUGCCUAUUUACAGAUGUCCUAGCAACUCCGGUAAGGUCUGCUGUGGGACAUACAGAUAUUGCAGUUAGAGAGCCAAAGCUUAAAUCCUUUUUGUCUUGUUGUCGGUUUUUUUUAGAGCGUCUCCUCACACAAGUAGCAGAUUUUGGCCCGUAACGUCGUGCGAAGGGAAUAUUUCAGAGCCUUGGAAAGGGUUCAGAUUUGGGUUCAACCAGGAAAACCUGUGGACCAUCAGCUGGUGGUUCCCAUCCAUUCCUUCACUUCCGUUUUGGGAAGAUUGAGAGCCUCUGUUCCUUCCCUCUUACUGCAUCCCAGCCACCUUCUUUCUCCUCGGUGGCCUUAGCUCUGGUGGUUUAGGAUCUCUGGAUUUCCUUGAAGGAUCUUCCUUGCAAACGAGAAGAAUAAGUUGGGUUGGUGUCGCCAACGGUGAAUCCAAACGAUUCGCUGGUUGCUUCCGCUAAAGGGUGUGAAAUCACCAGACUUGACCGAAAGGUCCUUUUGCGCUGAAAGAAAGUGUUAUCUGUGUUGAGAAAAAUUAAAUAGAAUAAAUAACGUUAUAAGAGGGACCAGGGCAGUCGUUCCUGUCGCUAGCGUCUGCAUUUUCUCUUACCCCACCCCCUCCUCACUGAUCAGAAGGGGACUCGGCCAGAAGGUUGAGCCUGCAUUGUCUUCCUGUGUUGGAUCUGAUCUUUGAGAUUCGGAAGCGGAGGUGGAAUUCAGCCAGUUCGUGCCGGUUCGCACCGGUUCGCCCGAGCCGGUAGUGGAAAUCGCGGGUGGGCCCGCCCCUCCGCCCCAGCUCUAUGCCAUCAUAUUUAAACACGUUUUGUAGGCCAGGUGCAUGCGCGGAAGGCGCGCGCACCAGCAAAGCGCCCGCGCGGAUGUGAGGCGCGCGCUCUCACAUUUGCAAACCGGUCAGGAAAGUAAAUGAAUACCGCCUCUGUUCGGAAGCUUGUCUCCAAGCGAUCCCGUUUUCCCCGGUUGCAAAGCCGUGGGACGUGUAUCCCUGGGUGGCUUAAAAAGUAUCCUUGCCCCACUGACCUAGCUAGGGAUUUAAUGGUCUCUCCAGCUUUGCAGGAGAUAAGACUGAAUGGUACUCUGGAUGAACUAAGUCUGGAGAUGGACUUAUCUAGGGGGGAGAGCUUUCCUGGAAGUCACUCCCUUUGGGUUCAAGGAGAGCCUUGGGGUUAAAUUAUGAGGCUGAAGGACCUUGGAAAAAUUCUAGGGCUAACUCUCUGUCCUCCAUCCACCCACCUACUCUCCAAAGCCCUCUAAUUCCCCUCUGUUGCAUUUGAUAGGAUCGGUCAAUAAUGGUGUGAAAUUUUUUCCGCCCUUUGACCCGACACGUAAUACAGGAUUAGUUCGAAUGGCAUUGACUUAUUAAACCUAUUUCGAUUAUUAUUAUUUUCCAUCCUGUUUUUUCUUUCAUUCAUAUUUCAUUUUUGUAGGGGGUGGAAAUUGUUCCGGUGCGAUCCUCUGUACCAGGGGUCUCCAACCUUGUCAACUUUAAGACUUGUGGACUUCAACUCCCAGAAUUCUGGGAGUUUUAAAGUUGACAAGGUUGGAGACCCCUGCUUUGUAGGAUACAAAGCAGCCCAUAAUAGAGAGAAAGGGAGAGAAACAUCCCAUAAUUGGCAGGAGAUAAAGUAAGAUCUUAGCAAAUUGAUUUUUUUUUAAUGUUCUGGUGUCUUUUUGGACCUUUUUCUUUGGGGUGGGAGGGAGAUAAUUUCCAAGUUAGCAGAAAAUUGGGAGAGCAAGAAAAUGAAUUGGACUGUACCACCGACAGAGACGAGAAGUGGGAGGGGGGGGCAGAAUCUGUUCGUUUUGUCACUUUAAAUGUUUCAGGGACUUAGCUACGUGCUGGUGUUAAGAGCAACCUGUGUUCUCACUAUAUUAAUAUUAUGUGACUUGUUUGGAACUUCUUGGAUGGGAGAUUUAGGAAGAAGGGGUAGAUUUAACCGUCAAUGCCUAUGUCAGUGUUUCUCAAACUUGGCACCUUUUAAGACCUCUGGACUUCAACACCCAGAAUUCCCUAGCCAGCAUGGAGAACUCUGGGAGUUGAAGUCCACACAUCAGAUUGAAAAACACUGAUUUUAAAGCAUGGAUCUUCAAGGAGGUUUCUAGUCCACAUUACUGCCAGCGAAGAAAUAUGGAAGCGAUAUACAGUUAAUGAAGCCUUGGUCUAAAAUUGAGGAGCUAUGGGUUCAAAAUUUAAAUCAGAUAUAGGACUCAUGGUGUGACUUUUGAACAAUUUGCUAGCUCUCAACCAGUCCCAUUUUUCAGGAAGUCCAGAGGAGUGAAAAGAACACCUGUGUGCAAUCCUCGACUCCCUUCAAAAUAAUAAUAAUUUAAAAAACAAAUGCAAGUUUAGGUCCCAAGAGGCAUUCUUGAUUAAAAAUUGAGAAAUGGAAGAUAGAAGUUCUAAUCUGUCACAACUUCGGUAGGGAUUAGACAGGAACAGAGGCUGAAUUGUUUCCAAGGACAUUGUCAGCUGGCCACAGCUGGAUCUGACUACACAUAACCCUAAGCUAAUAUUAAAUAUCACCACGGUUUUGCAUCCUACA